Papaver somniferum (opium poppy) is the source of this 2629-nucleotide messenger RNA. RefSeq lists its product as uncharacterized. Bases 1265 to 1948 code for a protein of 227 amino acids. The record is from RefSeq and is a predicted model, not a curated record. The transcript has 5 exons. NCBI's taxonomy places the organism in Eukaryota, Viridiplantae, Streptophyta, Magnoliopsida, Ranunculales, Papaveraceae.
CUCUCUUUUCCAAGCUUUGUAACUUUCCUAUUCUUUCUACUGCAACCUACUCUUCCUUCAAUACGAUUAACCAAUUUUCGGACACAUCUCGCCCUAAUUAGUGUUUAAAUUCUCUAUCACUUCCCCUGAUUCUCCAUCGCUUCCCAUCCCUUUUCUUGUUUUCUUGAUCAUCAUCGUAUAUUUUCAACCCUUUUCUUAAGAAACAAUCAUGGGUCAUAAACCAGGAUGGAAAAUGAUCGAUCACUUUGAUAGACUCAAGGUGGAGUUUGGAGAUAAAGGCUUCGAAUUAUCCGUUCCUCCUGAAUCAAGUCCUACUAUGACUCUUAACCCAAACCGGUUCAGGUCUGAUCAAUGGAACGAUCAGAAGGUCAUCAUCUCAGCGGGACAACUUCUUGCUGGUUUUCCUAUCCCUCUUUUGGAUAUGCGAAUUCCUCUUUUUUACCGAAUUCUCUCGCACGAUAUUUCAAGCGUGCGAUAUUUCAACUAAGUGGCGAAGCGAUUAGAAUAAUAAUCGAGUUCGCUCGUAGAGCUGCUGGUCUGGGAUCCCUUUAUCCUACAGAAUAUAGGAAUACGGCGUAUGCUGAUGCAGAGAUCAAUCCUGCAGAGUAUAAUCUUGAGAUAUUAUUUGACAAUUAUGAUGUGGCGAUGAUGAAGGUUGUGUCUUCUCGGGUUGUUUGCUUAAUAAGGAAGGACGACAUCGCAGAGAGUGACAGGAUCAUGCGAGAUGUUGAUUGGAAUGAUAAAACCAAUCGUACCGCGCGACAUUCAAAUGAUAAUCGUUUGGACGUAUUCCCUGUAGUUCUGGAAGGAUCCUGUAUUACUGUUUAUGGUAACAAUAGGACGAUCAAUCCUCUUCCCACGGGUUUCUUGCCUUACUCCCAUUGGGGAAUUUAUUUGGACUGAGGAGGAGAAAGUGAUUUCCAGAAUGAAGAGUAAUUAUAGGCGCUCUAAGAAGCCUAGUACUUUAGAAGAUCUUCACUCACUCACUGAUAAACUUGAUGAUAUUGAGGUUGAUGCCCCGGUUGGUGAGAGCUCUUUUGAUAGUGAGGAGGAAGAUCUCACUCGCUCGAUACCUUCUAAUGAUGCGAAGCUCAAGGGAAAGAUUACCCAUGCUGCUACUGUCUCCAAGAGGUGUGUCUCUAAUAAGGACAACCCCUCAAAGAGGAGGAAGAUUACCCCUUCUGCUUCGUCUUCCUGCCUCUCGGUCCCUGACUUUCAAGGGAGCGAGCUGCCAUUCUCAUAAGAGCCUUCUUUAGAUUCGCCCAUGACUCAGCUGUCUCAUAUCUUUAGAGAUUCUCUUGCAACGACUGGUUACGAUAAGUUAACUCGCAUUUGUCAGACGAUUUCUUCUAUGUGUAAUGCUCCCACUCUAAGUCAUGAAUCCCUGCCAGGGUCUGCCUCUGCCAUAUCUCCGGGACUCCUCUUUGCUAUAACUUCCUUGGGUGCGCGAGUUUCUCAUGCAAUUGCUUCAGAUUCGCACAGGAAGAAUGUACUUCUCAAGACUGAGUGUGCGAGGCUUAAGGGCGAGCUUUCAAAUCAGGCACAAGAGGCCGAAACCCUUCGCAGGCGAAACAAUCAAUUAAUAGACGUUUGUAAUUUAAUUGAUGAGGCAGCUCGUCUUCCUGAGGAUAUCGAUGUCCUUCUGGAGCUCCUUAAUGCUUCUUUAGAAUACUUUCCCAUGCGAGGCUUAAAUGACCUUGUCUGGGGAGAAGUGAAGUUGAAAUACGAGUCUCUUAUUAGUGAUCAUAGGCCCUUACUUGUUUGUAUGAAAAACUUUCAAAAUCGCCUUCGCGAGGAUAAGGAAAAAUUUAGAAUUUUGGAGGCAAGCAGGAAUACUCUUAUCUCUCAGAAGAAUAAGGUGGUUGAAAACGGUGCUAAGGCUCUAAAGAAACACCAUGAAGGUCUACUAAAGGUUCAAAUAGAUAGGGAGAGUGCUAUCAGUGAAUGAAAUGCACUCCUCGCACGCGAGAAAGACCUUCGUUCUCGUCUUCUGAUAGAGAGAGAUUCGGAAUUUAAGUGGACUGGGGCUAGCUACAAAUAUCAUCUUAGAAUCUGAUCAUGCCUCUCUUGUUAAAACCCUCAUCUCCGAAAGAGAAGGUUCCUUAUUGUCUUUAAUAAUUCUGCCUCUUGUUCAUUGAUAAGGUUAUGCUCGUGCGACCUUGACUUUGAUUCCUUUUUUUCGCAUGCGCUGAGAAGAAACACUUGGCUGAAAUCUAGAGUCUUAAAGCGAAGGCUGCUGCAGAAUCUGACUGUGCGGAAGCGAAGUAUGGUGCUCUUGAUGCUAAGUAUCGCAGGCUUAAAAGAAAACUUCGGGUUAGUGUCUCCAACUUAACAAAGGAGGCCAUUCGCGUUCGUGAUGAGUCUCUUAAGGAAGAGGUUGGUAGUAUGUGCUCUCAACAUAACAUUCCUCUCCCAGAUUAUGAAUUUGAGAACCCAGUCGAGAAUGAAGAAAAUUCUGAGAUUUCUGACAGCGAAAACUGAUGAUGAGGAUGAUGAAGUCGAGGAAGAUCAGGAUUCGGAGGUUGAUGAAGAUGAUGCUGGCAAGAAAUAAAUAUUUGCUUUGGUUCUCCUUUUAGUAUGUUGAUGAAGUCCAUGUUCUUUGUAUUAUAAACUCCUUCCUUUGUACAUA